Molecule: messenger RNA, 4012 nt
Organism: Vitrella brassicaformis
Lineage: Eukaryota; Vitrellaceae
Source: the annotation of a GenBank genome assembly
CAUUCAUUCAUCCAAGACCCUGCCUACGUCUUGUCCGUUCGUGUGUUGUUGUGUACAUAUUCAUUUGACCUCCUUUCGUUUCCUUUCAUUUCCACACGCUACGCUGCUUGAUUGACAUCUCCAAUCGUCAGUCACGAGGAGGGACCACAAAAACACACAAGGUCGGUCGCAUAGAUAGACAUAUGCAUUGCAUUCGGGCACACACGGCACACACAGCACAGCUGAUUGAUCUGAUGGAUGGAUGAACCAUCCAUCCAUCCAUCCACAUCACAUACUCGACAGUCCGCAUAGCCUGCUCUCCUCGCUGUACAAAACUUGGCACACCUCGGCAGCCCGAGGUGUGUCAGGUGGGCACUCUAGUUGGGUGGCACCCAACGCCCAAACCCUCGCCCGAAUCAACAGAGGCCCUCACUCCCUCCUUGCCGGCUGCUGCUGCAUUCGCAGAGUGGUUGGCUGUGCGCUUCGCGCAGGCUGAUCGCAGUCAGUGGCGUCCUCUCAUGAGUCGGACUUCUGUUUGUUGACGUUGAGCACCGCCAUGAACGCUUCCUGGGGCACCUCAACAGACCCAAUGUUCUUCAUACGCUUCUUGCCCUGCAUCACAUCACAUCACACACACACACACAGACACGAGCAAGGCAAGGCGGACAGCGCGUGUGGUGUGGCCAGAAGUGCGUUUGAUGCGUGCUGGUCUUGGUGUACCCACCUUCGCUUGUUUCUGUAGGAGUUUUUUCUUUCUCGUGACGUCGCCGCCGUAGCACUUGGCGAGCACAUCCUUCCUGAUGGCGGGGAUGUGACUCGACGCCACUGGCUUGCUGCCUGCAGGCAUGACACACAUGACACACACAGGGGCGACUGAUGGAUGGUUCGUGCUUUGCUUUAUGUGUUUCGUGUGUGUGGUUAGGUUACCCCACACCACAGCCGCUUAGCUUACCGAUGCAGGCCUGUAUGGGGACCUUGAACUGCUGCCGGGGGAUGAGCUCCUUCAGGGCCUCGGUCAGCUUCUUGCCGUGGGGGUGGGCGUUGUCCUUGUGCACCACACACGCCAGCGGCGGCGCGUCCUCGCCGUUGAUGCGCACCGCCAGCUUGACAAGGGGGUUCACCCGGUAGCCCGUCACACUGUAUUCCAUAGACGCAUACCUGACACACACAGACGCCCGACACUAUGAUAUGGAUGGAUGGCGGGCGCCCCCCACCGCACCCUUUGGUUCGUGAUUUGAGCAUGUCGAAGAAGUCGGUGAUGACUUCAGCGAGGGGGAGGUCGUAGACUAUGGUGGUGCGGGUGGGCGACAGGUACUUCUGCUCCACCAGCUCGCCGCGCCGCGACUGGCACAGAUCCAUCACACCACCGACAAACCUGACGUACACACGGGACAGACAGACAGACAGACAUCCGCACACACUACCAUGCCGCCAUCUUCGUCCGUUGUCCGUACUCGCUCGGCACAAGGAUUUCCAUCCUGCAGUACGGCUCAAGCGUCUCGGCGAUGUCCUGCGUCUCCUCCGGCCACUUGGCAGGGUUGUCCACCAUCAGCUCGCGGCCGUCCUUCAUCUUGACCAUGAAGUUGACCGAAGGCGCCGUCACCACCAGGUCGAGCCCGUACUCCCUCUCCAGCCUCUCUUGCACGAUGUCCAUGUGCAGCAAGCCGAGAAAGCCGCACCGAAAGCCAAAACCCAUGGCAAUGGAGUUCUCGGGCUCGAACUGGAGGGCCGCGUCGUUGAGCUUGAGCUUGCUGAGGGCGUCCUUGAGGUCGUUGUACUGGUCAGUCGAUGUGGGAAAAAGUCCGCAGUAGACCAUGGGGUUGGCCUCCGAGUAGCCGGGCAGCCGCUCGACCUGGUCCUUCUUGAAGGCAGAGGUGAGCGUGAUGGUGUCGCCGACUCGUGCGUCCUCGACGGACUUGAUGGAGGCUGACAGCCAGCCAACCUCCCCGGCGCGCAGGACGUCCACCUCCCUCUGUGAGGGCGACAUGACGCCCACCUGGUAGACCUCGAAGUCCUUGCCCGUCGCCAUGAACGUGAUGCGGUCGCCCUUGCGAACCUCACCGUCAACCACCUACACACACAUACCGGUUCACAUCAUUUCCGUCGACGCGAUGCAAUGCAUCCCUGUCUGUCUGCCUGCCUGUCUGCCUGCCUGUCUGUCUGUCUGUCUGUGUGGCUUAGUUACCCUGAAGAAGACGACAACCCCUCGGUAUGUGUCGUAGUAGGAGUCGAAUAUGAGGGCUUUGAGCGGUCCGCCCGUGGGAGGUGUGGGCGGGGGCACCUUGUGCACGACUGCCUCGAGGAUCUCCUCGAUGCCGAUGCCCUUCUUGGCGGACGCCUGGAUCGCGUCAGAGCAAUCCAAACCUGCACAAUGAUAUCAUAGGCAUGCAUUGGCAGCAAACAAACUCUCCGUCAUAUAUUUCAGGCUUCUUGUACUGUGCAGUGCAGUGCUGCUCGCUCACCGAUGGUUGUCUCGAUCUCGUCGAGGACGCGAUCCGGGUCAGCAGCCUGACGCGACACAUCACAUCAACAACCAAGACACCAUCCAUCCAUCCAUCCACUCCCCUCGCCCGCAAGGCCUCUCCUCUCUGUCGAAUGCUCUUCCUUACCGGCAUGUCGAUUUUAUUGAGCACAGGUAUGACCUCCAAAUCGUUGUCGAUAGCCAGGUACACGUUGGCCAGUGUCUGCGCCUGCACACCCUGGCUGGCGUCAACCACCAGCAGGGCCCCCUCGCAGGCCGCCAGGGACCGUGACACCUCGUACGAGAAGUCGACAUGGCCUGCGGGCAGCCGCGAAACACAGAGAGAGGUCAUACAGACGGUGUCUGUCUUGGAGUGAGCGUCUCCUCUUCGCGGCCUCUUUGUAAGGCAGACAUACACACCAUACCUGGCGUGUCGAUGAGGUUGAGGAUGUAGGUCUUGCCAUCCUUGGCGGCGUAACGCAUCCGUGCUGCCUGAUGACGGAAGACCACACACACACACACACACAUGCACACACACAUGUGAGGGUGAGAAGGAGGGCUGGCGAUGGGGAGGGUGGGGGGGGUGGGGGGGCGACCUGCAGUUUGAUGGUUAUUCCCCUUUCCCUCUCCAGGUCCAUGCUGUCGAGAAACUGAGCCUGCAUGUCCCGAGACUCAACUGACACACACACACACACACACAUACGAGGCAGCAUCACAUCCACACCACCCACCCCCCGGCCGUCGAACGGACCUGCUUUGGUCAUUUCGAGCAUUCUGUCAGCCAGUGUGGAUUUGCCGUGGUCGAUGUGGGCGAUGAUGCAGAAGUUGCGGAUCAGAGAGGGGUCGUAGUCAGACCUGGGGGAGGGCAUUUGCCUGCCCGCGGGGGACGACACACGGGGUGGUGCACUCUGCACUGCAGGGGUGUGUGCAUCUGCUGCUUUGGGGGGCGGUGCUGCUGGGGGGUCUGCUGUCACAGACGGGGCCGGCCGCUCUGCGAACAGCACCAGAGGGAGGGACAACAAGCACAAUAAUCCGUCGGUGAAGGAGAUAGCAUUCGUUGUGUUGUGCGCCCACCUUGUGUGGCGGAUGACAUAUGCGCUGCAGGUCGCCGCCUCUGGUGCCGCAUAGCAGCCGGUGCAGCUCGCCUCGGCCACCUCAUCACGCCAGGCCGCACGAAGGCUUCGCUGCCACUCGCGAGUGUCGAAAGAAUGGAUCCACCUGCAGACAUACAGCAGAGGCAUAAAACAUUCAUUCGCAGCCAACACAAAGGAAGGCCAAUGACAUCAAUGACGAGCAAUCAGGCGUGUGUGCACUGUACUGCCGAGAUGACUCACUUGGUAGAUGCGCUGCAUCAGAACAGAGCCAGUGAAAGAAGCAGCCGAUUGACAGAGUGGUCCACAGGGAGUGCCAUCUUCGAAAUGGCCUCCAGCAGGUCCUGUUGCCUCGGUGUGAAGCAGCCUCCCGCCUCAGAUCUGAGCGUGUUGAUGCGCUGCUCGCCGGAUCUGGCGCACAAGAGGCAGAUUCGGCAAUGCAGGGCUCCAUUCUUUGCAUCCUUUUCGCAACCUUAGGGGA